AUGUCAAAUAAUGAUCUGAAUGUUUCCGUGACGUACGCCUGGGGUAUAUCCUGGUUCGGGGGGUUUGCAACGCAUUGUGCGUCUCCUGGAAAUGGGCUGAAAGUUGAGAUCAUCUCUAUCCUCAAUGAGUCACUUGAGGCUAAGAGGAAAGACCGUGUAAAGGAUCUGGAUUCUGGAUAUCUAUCUCUCGAGCGAAUAGGCUGCGUUUCCGUUCCCCUUAUACUAUGUAGAGUUGCACCUGGAAGCAAAAGACGGUUUUCCUGGAUCCUGAAACUUGAGAUAUCCUCGUUAAUUGGAGGAUUCCUAUGGACUUUAGAGGCUGAAAAUAUCAAAGCUGAGAUGCUAACACGGCCAUCCACAUUGUUAACUACUGUACAGUCCAAAGGCUUGGUCACCAGUGAUAAAACCAUCGCUUAA
Messenger RNA from Microsporum canis CBS 113480, 417 nucleotides. RefSeq lists its product as uncharacterized. NCBI's taxonomy places the organism in Eukaryota, Fungi, Ascomycota, Eurotiomycetes, Onygenales, Arthrodermataceae. The transcript has a single exon. The coding region runs from base 1 to 417 and encodes 138 amino acids. The record is from RefSeq and is a predicted model, not a curated record.